Messenger RNA from Gopherus flavomarginatus (Mexican gopher tortoise), 1386 nucleotides. Its product is annotated as kazal-type serine protease inhibitor domain-containing protein 1-like. The record is from RefSeq and is a predicted model, not a curated record. Bases 446 to 1153 code for a protein of 235 amino acids. Gene Ontology annotation, cellular component: extracellular region. Gene Ontology annotation, molecular function: insulin-like growth factor binding. The transcript is spliced from 2 exons. NCBI's taxonomy places the organism in Eukaryota, Metazoa, Chordata, Testudines, Testudinidae. Gene Ontology annotation, biological process: regulation of signal transduction; regulation of cell growth.
GAGACUGAGAAGAAAGCAGGCCUUUCCAUGCGCUUCCUCCUCACAAACCCACCCAGCCAACGACAAAGACAAGGCAAGAUCCUUUUGCAUUUAUCUUCCUUUGCAAUGCAACUCUUAAUGGGAAGCAUCUGUGGGACACAGAUGGUUUCUGGAGGAGCCCAGCCAGGGCUGGAUUGGAUCCCUCCAAAGACAUCCUCUUUCCUCUUGCUCUGUCCUGUCUGUUGAUCGAAACCAGAGCCUGCCUGCCAUGGGGGUGUGAGAAGAGGGUGGGGAGAGGAGGGCAGCUCAUGCUGCUGGAGUUAUUAGUGUUCGGCUUUGAGUGGAAACUAGAGGAUCGGGACAUGGGGCUCCAUCUGAACCCAGCUCACGCUUCCCAGUGGGUCAGAAGAGACUUGGUGCCCUGUUCCUUGCAGGGAAGAAGAGGCACCCAGAGAUAAUCUGCAGGAUGUUGCUACUGCUGGUGAUGGGUCUGGUUUGGUCCUUCCAUGGAGCCUCCUGCUUGCCACAUCCCACCAGACUCACAUGGGCAGAAGAGAGUGCAGAAGGACAGUGUCAGUGUGUGCCACAGCUGUGCCCUAGAGCCACAACCUGCUCAGCAGGCUUGGUGUGUGACCACUGUGGCUGCUGCUUGGAGUGCGGGAAUGCUGAGGGGCAGCUCUGCGACCUGGAUGGCAGUGGCACCUUCUAUGGGCGGUGCGGAGAGAAUCUAGAGUGCCAGCUGGACAUCCAGGAGCUAGGCUGUGGGGGGAUCCCCGAGCCACAAUGUGUGUGCAGGUCCCAGGUGGCUGUGUGUGGCUCCGAUCACAUCACCUACCAGAACAUCUGCAAGUUCCAGGAGGCCAUGCGUGAGAGAGAGGGGCGGAACCUCAGCAUCACCAGCAAUAGGCCCUGCCUAGCAGUUCCCCAGAUCAAGCACCAUCCCCAGGACCACGUGAAUGUGUCGGGCCAUGAUGUGAUCUUCAUGUGUGAGGUCUUUGCCUACCCCAUGGCCCUCGUGGAAUGGAGGAAGGAUGAAGAAGAAUUUGCUCUACCUGGAGAUGAUCCUCACAUCUCCGUCCAGGUGAGUGACACCGUCACAGCCCCGCCUAGGCAAAGGGUCUCCCAGCUCAGCUCCACCCAGGUGAGGAUCCUUGAGGCAGCUCCAUGCAGGUGAAUGACCCUGACUUAGCCCCACUCAGGUGAAUGAACCCAACUCAGCUCGGCCCUCAUGAGUGACCCUUACAUGCACCUCUCUCCAGGUGCAUCACACGCUUAUUUCCAUCUCGGUGAGUCUCCUCCAUGCUCAGUGAGAUCUUGGAGGCCCUCUGGGUGUGUGCAUUUUUCUGACCGGCCCAGUUUGGCGAUCGACUGUGGAACUCAUUUGCCCUAACUCUCUUCCUGCUCAGU